AUGAGAAAGUACGCCAAACAAUGUGGGGCAAAAAAUCCAGAGUUGUUAACAUCUUGUCGUUUAAGAAAACACAUUGCCACCGUGACUCAAAUUCUUAGCUUAAAAACUAAUGAAAUUGAUCAACUGGCCAAGUUUAUGGGUCAUACUUCCAAAACCCACGAAAAUUUCUACAAGCUUCCUCAAGAUAUAUACCAAGUAGCAAAAGUCUCCAAAAUUCUUCAGCUCAUGGAAAAAGGAAACGCAGCUGAAUUUAAAAAUAAAUGCUUGGAAGAAAUUGACAUAGACAUGGAAAAUGUUGAAGAAGAUGAAUUUAAUGAACUUGAAGCUGAAUCAGAUGGAAAUAUUGUUUUGGGCAUAGCUCAAAAUGACAACAAUGAUGUAAACAUUGUUGAAGAAAAUAAAAAUACAAUUGAUACCUCAAAGUCGUCAAACAAACGGUCUGGAAAUAGUUGCUCUCAAAAAAAAGGUUCUAGGCAACGAUGGAAUAAUGAACAAAAACAAAUUAUGCAAGUCUAUUUUAAACAACAAAUAAAAAAGAAAAACGCACUGCGAAAGAAUGAAUGUGAAGAAUUUUUGAACAAAUAUAAAAACAAGUUUAAAGACGUUAGCUGGGUGCGCGUGAAAACUUUUCUUUUUAAUGCUUGCCGUUUGCAACCCGUCGACUAA
Messenger RNA from Brassicogethes aeneus, 666 nucleotides. The record is from the annotation of a GenBank genome assembly. NCBI's taxonomy places the organism in Eukaryota, Metazoa, Arthropoda, Insecta, Coleoptera, Nitidulidae.